Molecule: messenger RNA, 459 nt
Organism: Fusarium sp. VM40
Lineage: Eukaryota; Fungi; Ascomycota; Sordariomycetes; Hypocreales; Nectriaceae
Source: the annotation of a GenBank genome assembly
AUGUAUAACCGUUAUGUUGAAACUGGUCGAGUCCACUUCGUUCGUCAACACAGCGAAGACGCCACCGCCGAUGAAAAAUCACAAUGGGACGACUUGACAACCCCACGAAGCCUCGGUCUGAUUCUCAAGAGUAUCACGACCGAGUACAAGUUUCCCCUGAAGUUUCCUGACCAUAUCACUUUGGUUUACAAGCUACUCGAAGAGCCUACGUACGAGUCGACGUCAGUCAAGAUGGAAGCAUGGAUUCUCUCGGAGCAGUAUCGUCGCGUGGCAGCUAGAUGUAUCGACGAUACUGUCAUUUAUGACUACACCACUGCAAAUAAGUCGGUUCUCAAGCCAUUCAUGGUUGAUAAGCUUAAACGUACUUUCAAACAACAGCAAGAGUCUCACAGGAAGUACACGGAGGAAGCCAAUCGGGUGAUUAAGGCUGUCGAGGAGUUGAAGAUGCAGUAUAAUUGA